Phoenix dactylifera (date palm) is the source of this 2965-nucleotide messenger RNA. Its product is annotated as zinc finger protein CO3-like. Gene Ontology annotation, molecular function: DNA-binding transcription factor activity; protein binding. Gene Ontology annotation, cellular component: nucleus. The record is from RefSeq and is a predicted model, not a curated record. NCBI's taxonomy places the organism in Eukaryota, Viridiplantae, Streptophyta, Magnoliopsida, Arecales, Arecaceae. Gene Ontology annotation, biological process: regulation of flower development.
AUGAACGCGGGAGCAGGGCUGCUGUUGCCUUUCAAUAAUGGCUAUCGCCAAGAAGUGGCGCCAACCCAGCAUCUCCCGUUUCUGGACGAGGAGGACUUCCACACCAGCUUCUUCGCAAUUAAGAUCGAUGGCUUUCUUAUACAGGACAACCUGGUGCAGAUAUCUUGUCUAUCCGAGUAUGACCUUGGAGGAGAAGGAGAUUUAUUCAAAGCUCCAGAGCCCAUCUUAGAGGAACCAGUACUUGCGUUGGAUCCCGAUACAGCUGCCAUGUCCAUGAUAUCUAGCAAUGGAAAUCUCAUCAGUCCAGAAGCAAUUAAAGUCACACACAUGGAAUCAAUUCAAAAUGAGGGUUUACUGAGUGAGGUGUUCUAUGACUGCAAAAAGGACCUUCUAGCCAGGUCUGCUAUCAUAGAACCAUCCCCUGAGGCUUCAGAUGUUAAGAUUCCUGCACUUCAACCAGAGACGGUUCCAGGUGUAGAGGAAGAAAAUAAGUUAGUCAUGGAGGGGCCAGUACAGAAGAGGGAUAGCUUUCGAUGUCUAAGCUCAGCAGACUACAUAAAUGGUUGCAAUAUGAGACCAAGCUUUUUUGAAUUUGAAGGGAUGAAUCUUGGGGCUGCAUUUGGAAUAAGAAGAGCAUACAGUGAAGGAGAUAUUCAGACUCUUGGAAGUAGCAAACCGAUAUUUGGUAACGUGGACAUUGUUCGUUCUUUUCUUCAGCACUCAUCAACCAAUGUUGAUGUCAAGAUUGAGGACAAGAUUGAAGAACGGAGCCAAAAGCUUUCAAGAUACAGGAAGAAGAGGACCAAAAGAAAUUUUGGCAAAAAGAUCAAGUAUGCCUGCAGGAAGGCUUUAGCAGACAGCCAACCCCGCGUACGUGGAAGAUUUGCGAAGUCUGAGGAAGGUGAGAUUGCAAAACUUCACCAGCAAAAUGCAGAUAUUCGACUAGAAAAUAGGUUAAGAGUUAGUAAUUACCAGCCAUGCACCCCUCCUCCAUAGGGAGGUAGGCCUUUGAAAGGACCGAAAAGCUUUCUCUGAGUUUUGUUUAUAGAACAAAUCCCUUGUUCACUUGGUCUCCUGUUGUAAUAAUGGCCUUUCUUGACAUAAAGAUGCAGUGCUGUUAAAAGUUUGAAUAAAAUCAAUUUACAAUUCUCAUAUCGAGCUAUGGAUGAUGGUUUUGGGAUCCUGGUGCCUAUUAGGUUUACAACAACCACUCUGUUGGACGCAUGAAGUCAGAACAUAUGCUUACAUUUGAGCUAGUUUCUGCACAGAUCCUUUUGAGCAUAAGAGGAACCAAGUCAUCCAAGGACCCGGAACUAUAAAUUGUGGGAACCAAGUCAUCUAAGUUCCUGUUCAAAUGGAGCUGUAGCUGGAAUCUAUGUGCCAUUUUGCUAACAAACUCUUUAAAAACCAAAGAAGAAAAAUGAAGAAGACUAAGAUAUGCUUAUUAGCCAUAUCUGAGUCUUUUAUUUAUUAUCUGUAAUUUUUUUUUUAAGAACUUGUAUAUUAUUUUCAAAAAAGAUAUAAAAACAUAAAACAGAGGCAUUCCAUGUCAUUAAAGGAAAAAACGAAAAGGGAGAGUAAAAUGAUAAGUGAAUUUAAGGCUUCAUGCGCAUCCUGUUCCAGACGACAGUAUCUAUAAUAAAAUGUGGCACUUUUUUUUCUGCGUGAAUCAUGAUAACUUGCAUGAACGAACUCGCUUUCAGCGUGAGGGUAAGGAUACAACAACAGCUCGUCUUCGUAAAAGAGUUUCCAAAUUCACUUGGAAGAAGAUUGAAUCAUAAUCUAGACGUGCAGCGCCUGCCAACGCUGUGUCAUUCGGCAAAACAAUUUCAACCCCAAAAUUCAACUCAAUUAAAUUUACCAUGCAAGUCCUCGAAGCAUCAUAUAAUAAAAAAGCGGGCUUCUGAAGCUCUCAAGUGAACAUCUGUUCUUCUUUUUUUUUUUUUAACUUCAAUAGAGCAUGAUAACGAGCGACGCCUGGCUGAAUCUUCCAUUUGCUGGGCAUUAGUGCCGCAACAAAUGACCGUAAAAAGUGGUUAGUCUUAAUCUGAGUGCUACAAAAGCAACCUCUAUUUGCACAUGUUUUCUUCGUAAUAUGCUCCAAUCAUUUGGAUAGGUUCCCUAAAAACAAGAAAAAUAUUAGUCACUGACAGCAAAUUGUCAUAUGCUUAAGAAGAUCAGAUAGAUCAUGAGAACCAACCAUCAAAAUAUUGGUGCUAGAAAGGAAUUCUACACCCUCCUAACAACUAGCCACAAGAUACUGAUGUUAACAGUGCAUGACGACUAAUUGCUCUUAACUAUUGGGUAGUACAGAUAAUUAAUUAGGUGUAUUAAGGUGCGAGGAUGGUUUCACUUAAGUUUACAUUCCACCAACUUCUUUCAUUGAUCAGUGCAAUCAGAAGGACUUGCAGGAAGAAAAGGAGACGGGGAAGUAGGAACUUGCAGGAACCCAGGCAAAUCACACACUGCAGCUCUUGCAACGGAGAAGGGGAUGAGGAAGAAAAUGUUGGAGAAGUCUUCAAUACACACCUACCUGGAAUCAGAGGUUUGGUGCAGUCUGUGAAUAUUCAUUCAAAACCUACCCAUAAUCCCAGAAUCCAACUUGCAAAAACCUCCUAACCAAGUUCCAACAAUUUCCACGUCAAACACCACAAGGAAUGCAAUCACAUCAGGAAAUUAAUAAGGCACGAGAGGACCAGGAAAGUAAGAAACCAGCAGUUGUGAUGCAUGAAUAUCAAGCCGAUUUUUCUGGAGGUAGCACAUAUAGUUACUUUCCCCUUCUAAGAAGCAAUAGAAUAACUUCAAGCUUUUCGCACAAAAGAAAGCACGCAGAAUCUAGGAGACCAAAACAGAUAAUUAUUGCAUUUCAAUUGGCAGGGAAAUUAGAAUUCAGAAGAUCUCAACAUUUAGCAUUAUUUUUGGUUCAGCAGCAAAAAUUGCAGAAAGUUCCCUCAAAACAAAAAAA